UCUGGAAACGAGGCAAAUUCAAAAGAGCCCAGACACUCGCAUCGUGUCUAGAUCUGCUUCACGGCUAUUUUAUUUAUCCAUUUUGCAUUUACAAAUCAACCCGAUCAAAAUGGGUAAACCAAAGAAAAAUGGAAACAGCGGCAAGCAGAGUUUUAACCCAUCAAAGAGUAGCACAAAUCCGGAUCGUGCAAAACCAGAUCUUGGUUCAAAGAUGAGAAGCAAAGCCACUGUGAAGAGACUGAAAAUGUACAAAUCUGGAAAACCAACAAGGGAUAAGGAUGGAAAGAUUAUUGAAGCUGCUGAAUUUCAAAAGCGUGUUAAAUCAGGAGAGGUUGCCAGAGUGGCACCUAAUAGAAAAUGGUUUGGUAACACACGAGUGAUAACCCAAGGAGCACUACAAACAUUUCAGACAGAGAUGGGAAAAGUUAUGAAAGACCCUUACAAGGUUGUCAUGAAGAGUUCAAAGCUUCCACUUUCUUUGUUGCAAGAUCGUAAAAAGACAGCUAGAGUUCAUUUGUUGGAUACGGAGAGCUUUGGAAAUACCUUUGGCCCAAAGGCUCACAGAAAACGCCCAGCUUUGAAAUCAGCUGACCUAAAGGACCUUGUAGAAACAGCAAUGAAAUCAAAUGAUAUGUAUGAUACUGAGAAAGAUAAAGAUAGGGUUACUGAAGAUCUAGAUGACGUCAGAGAAUCAGCUCGACAUUCCAUGUUCUCCAAAGGACAGUCAAAACGGAUUUGGAAUGAACUUUUUAAAGUCAUAGAUUCCUCAGAUGUCGUCAUCCAGGUACUGGAUGCACGUGACCCGAUGGGCACCCGGUCGAGACAUAUUGAGAACUAUAUGAAGAACGACAAACCGCACAAACACUUGAUAUUCGUGCUCAACAAAUGCGAUCUGGUUCCUACGUGGGCUACGAGGAGAUGGAUUGCAGCACUGUCUGCAGAAUACCCCACGUUAGCUUUUCAUGCCAGUGUGCAAAACCCGUUUGGUAAAGGAGCUUUGAUUCAGUUACUCAGACAGUUUGGAAAGCUUCAUUCUGAUAAAAAGAAUAUCAGUGUGGGUUUUAUUGGAUAUCCAAAUGUUGGCAAAAGCUCGAUUAUCAAUACGCUGAUGAAAAAGAAAGUUUGCAAGACAGCACCCAUACCCGGCGAAACAAAGGUUUGGCAAUAUGUGACCCUGAUGCGACGAAUCUAUCUUGUUGAUUGCCCUGGUGUUGUACAUCCAUCUGGAGACACGGAAACUGAAAUAGUGUUGAAAGGAGUUGUUAGGGUCGAAAAUUUGGAAAACCCAUCAGACCAUAUUGACGAGGUUCUAAAGCGUAUCAAACCCGAGUAUCUUGCACGGAUAUACAAAGUGACGUCAUAUGCGGAUGUUACUGACUUUCUUGAACAGGUUGCAAAGCGGUCAGGUCGUCUGCUGAAGGGUGGUGAAGCUGACACAGAAACUGUUUCAAAAAUGAUCUUAGCCGACUUUCAAAGAGGACGUUUGCCAUAUUUUGUCCCACCUCCAAAGCCAGAUGGCUUUGAAGUAUCAAACCAAACGAAAAAGAUUGAUAAGAUCGAGUUUGUACCUGCCACAAAUAAUGAAAAAGCGGAAGGGGAUAAUGAAGUUGCUGAAAAGGCUCAACCGGAGAAGCGUGUCAAAGGAGUAAAGCAGGACCUAGCAGGUCUCCAUGUUGAACCUGACUUUAUCGAAGAAGAUAUAGAGGGUGAUCCGAUGGAUGAUAAUGAAGACCUGCUAAUUGACGGCGAGGAAGAAGAAGAGCUAUUGUCGGCAGAUGAAGAUGAUGUCAGUGAAGAUGGUGAAAAAGAAACAGAAAACCAAGGUGACGAAGAAGUUAAUGAAAGAGGGGGUGGCCAGGGUGGUGACACAGCUAUGCUUGUUGAUCUAACAACCACUGUUGAGGAGAAUCUAAAUUCUUUUGAGAUAUUACAGGAAGACAGAGAUGGCAGGAAGAUAAAGACAGACAAGAAGCAGUCUAAGGCUGCCAAGAAGAAACGAAGUGCUGAUCAGUUGAAAAAGAAAGCAGGUGGUGAUCUUUCUUUCACCGUGGUGGCCUCAGAAACGACAUCUUCCGAUGAGAAUAUUAGUGAAGGCUGUAUUUCAAAAAUCAAAGCAAAGAUUGAGACCGAAGAUGAGGAGCAGAUACUGACUAGCCUUACUCCUGAAGAAAAAGCGUUUCUUGGGAUUAAAGAAGAUGAAGAUGAAGAUGAUAGUGAAGAAGAUGAAAGUGAAGACGAGGAAGAGGAAGAGAUGAGUGAUUAUGGCGAUGAAGGGGCUCAAAAUAAUAAGGAUCAGGCAGUUGAUGCUAAAGAAGAUGAAGAAGAUGACGAGGAAGAAGACACACGUGAAGAAAGAGUUAAAGAAAAAGAAGGAAACAAACGUUCAUCCAUGAAGGACAGCAGAAAUGUUUCUAUUCCAACAAAAUCUUCACAGAAAGAGGUGGUUUCGAGCAAAGUGAAUACUCCACGUAGUCUAAAAGGAAAAUCUACACAAGAGGUUAAUUAUGAAUACGGCUCAGCGAGAAACUGGACAGUAAAGAAUGACUCAUCAUACAAAAUCUCACACAGUCCACAUGUGUUAUGUAUCGAAGCUGUUGAUAUAAACACAGACAGCACACCAAGAUCAAAAGAAAACAGAGAACAGAAAAUGAAAAGACGAUUCAGUGAUGACAGUGAUAGUGAAGACGAAGGAACAAAACGAAAGAGGAAAGAGAAGAGGAUGACGACAAACAAAAAGAAGAUAGGUGUUCAUUACUACCAACAAGCCAACGUGAAAAAUAAGAAUAAAAAUAACAAGACUGGCAAGGACAAGAGAAACAGUAAUGAAUCUUUUAAAAGUAAGAAAAACCGCAAUACGAAAAAGAAUAAAAGAUAAAUUGUUGUAUUUUUGUUAUUGAUUUAAUUCCUGUUGUUAUCUUUAAAUAUAUAUUUGUAUUUUCCUUU
Molecule: messenger RNA, 2943 nt
Organism: Rhopilema esculentum
Lineage: Eukaryota; Metazoa; Cnidaria; Scyphozoa; Rhizostomeae; Rhizostomatidae
Product: nucleolar GTP-binding protein 2
Cellular component (GO): nucleolus
Molecular function (GO): GTP binding
Source: RefSeq, a predicted model, not a curated record